AUGACUCAAUCGUUUGUGGAAACAGCUAAAUAUCUGUCGUCCUCGACCUUCGAUCCUCCGCCAUAUCUGCGGCCUUCCGGUGGACCUUACGAAACAACAUACACAGCUUCGUUUCAAACAGGCAGACCGUACACAUCGCCUCACACGUUCAGGCCACUCUCAAGAUCUUUUGAAUUCCCAUCUAAGAUCUUAAACGGUUCAUCUUCUGGAUUGGAACAUUUGCCAUACACUGCUGUGACACAAAGAGCCAUACAUAAGUAUACACCUCAACAAUGGAGAACCUCGAACGUUUUGAAUGUUUCAUCUGGUGAGAAGGAGCGAGCAACUGCAGAGAGGCUACGGGAUGAAUGUUCGCGUCUUCGAACGGAAACAGCUCUUUUAACUCAUAGAACACAGACGGACGUGAACAAGAAGCUGGAAUAUCGCAUUAGUGACAUUACAUACUGGAAGACCGAGUUGGAGAAGCAGCAUGCGGAAACUGUGGCUGAGAUCAAGGCAUUACAAGCGUUCAUCGGCCGCUUGGAGAAGGCUUUAGCCGCUACUGAACGGCCUUUGAACGUAUCUAAGCAAUGCUUGGAAUACAGAGAAAGGAGAGUCAAGGUCGAUCUUGUGCAUGAUAAUGUGGAGACACACAUAAGCAAGGUAAGAUGAUCUCUAGUCAGGUCUAUUGCUGGCGCCAGCAACGCGUAGAACCUUGUUUAAUCAACAGCUGUUUUUUUUUAAUUGAUGCUUUAGCCACACUUCUUUUCCCUUAUUUCAAUAAUGAUUUAAGCACAAGUGGGAAAGUUGCAGUUUUUGUCUGGUUUAGCGUUUUAAUAUGGUAAAAAAUUUAAUAAAUGCUCAGAAUAGUUGAAUAGAAGUGCUGAGUUUUGCAGACGGUCUUGUUCGAAGUCCCUGUGUUUAUUGGGUGACAAAAAUAUUUAAUUGUAUAGCACCGGAGCAGUUAAAAAUAUUGGCGAGAUUUCGGUAACAGAGAUCAAUAGUUUAUUAUGCUAAUUUAGAUCCUCUUGGAAACCGAUUUGUAUUAAGUCACAUGAAUGAUUUUGUUUUCCAUUCACUUUGCCCUCACAACAGCGUUAUCAUGACUAAAGUGUCACCGGAUUGAUUUUUAAAAUUCCCUUCAUUUCCGUGAUAACGAAAGGAUCCUAAAGGCGCUAAAUAGUUAUUCUCGCAAAACAGGGGGAGACUUAAACUUGUAUCCAUUUUUCUUCUGAUUUAGUAAUUAAGCGUCACUAACGCUGACUAUUGUUUAUACAACAACGAAAUGUGAACACAAAUUCUCUUCUUCGACCGAAGCGAUAGCUUGACCUUAUUUUUCUUUGUUAUAAUUUCCUAAACAUAUAUUUAUUAUAAGGACCCUGCAUUAUAAAGUUCUGUUAUUUUUACCCCUAAUUUUGGUAAUUUUUUUUAUGCUUUUUUAAAUUUGCCAAACAAUGUGGUUGUUAUGACAGCCAGCUAUUCGUGCGUGAAAUGUUUAUAUGUAUACUUUUUACAAACUAUACCGAAACGUUUAAAUAUAAUUAAAUUAACUUUCCACGAGUGUAUUUUUCUUGCAGUGUAUAGAGAAAUUCAAGUUAUAAAAAACGUUCAGUUUGACUCUCAUACAAAAAGAAACACCGCUUUGUUUCGGGUAAAAAUAAGGAAACUCAGUCAGCAAUAGUCUUCACCAUUGCUUUGUUUUUUAGGAAGUGGAAAUGAUUGAGAAUGUGCGCGCUUUAUUGAAGAAAACAAUGGACCAAGCCCAUGAACAAUUGUGGUAAGUUCUUUUCCUCUCCUUUGGUGCCAUUGACACCACGUGCUAUGAAAGUAAACAUUUCUGAUAAGCCUUCAGAUUUCUUUUUACAUUUGUUACGUUAUUAUUUACUGGUCUACUAGUCUACCUGACUAGCAUUAAAAUUUUAAUCUUCGUCUGUUGGAAAUUUAGACAAUUGUUUUAAAACUUUGCUGUUUAACCGCAAUUCAACUUUUUACAAUAUGUUGCUUAGCAGUUUUAAACGUUUUCUCGUUUAAAAUACGGUACACCUGAACCCCUUUCCCUUGCUUGAUUCUAUUGAGAAUGUGCUACGAACUCAAGACAGGUUCUUUUCUGGGGUGUCUAGUCUGAGGUGGUUUCCUUGUGAAUUUUUAAAUAAUCUUGAAUUAUAAACACCUGCGAUUAACUAUUCUAUGCUUUCCCACAAUAUUUCAGGUUGCUACGCUCUGCUAAAACUCUGUUAGAAAAGGAUCUUGGCGACAAGUACGGGUCCCUCCAGAUAGAUGGCAAAUGCUCUACGCUGAACAACUUCUCCAGGGACAUUCAUUUUGCUCCUCAUUCAGUCACUAUUCAACAACAGUAAGCUUCAUGUGCUCAUAUCUCCUCCAGUGUGCCUUAUUUAUGAUUGUGUGAAAACAAUUUUCAAACGUAAAAACACCUACUGUUAAUGUCUAAAAAAAACCCAUUUUUUUAAGGAGGCCGAAUUAUUGUACAAUGUUAUUUUUAAAAGUUACCCCAAAAAACAAAAGUUAAAAUUUUUAAAACAUCCAUUGCAGAGAUGCAGGCUGUUUUUCCUUUUAAAUCGAGUUAUUUCUAACUGUAUCAUUGUCCUUCGUUCUUUGUGAUUUCAGUUCCUUCACUCCUGAUGAAUGGGAAGCGUACUCUUCAGAGAACAUUGCUAAAGCUGAGCGAGAGCGUAAAGCCUCGGUGGCUUUACGAUCAGAAAUCAAUGGAAUCCUCAUGCAGACCUAUGUUGAUCUGAGAAACAUCUUUGAGACCGUUAACAAUGAGUUCACCAAACGCAUUGAAGAGACGACUAUUGCUAAAAAGUCACUUGAGAAGGAAUUAACAAAGGUAAAGUACUUGCUCUGAGUCUUGUCUUUUUUUGCCUUAAGCAUUUUAGCCUCUUCUAAGAAAGAAACACUGGAUUCCUUCGAAGGGCAAGACUGACAGUCAACCAGAAUAUGAUGUUUUUUUGUGGAGGAGCAAAGUCCUGGAAUUGAGUGUUCACGCUUGAAAACCCUGGAAUGGAACUCCUGACUGCGCUAACUACAGCGCCCAGUCUAAAGAAUCUAAAGGGCUGCUGCAUAAACCCACCCCUUUGGUUGAGAUUUUUUCCGUUACUGUUCAACAUUACUCUGAUUAAACAAGUAUUUUAUUAGGUCCUAACCCCAGACUUUCUUUCUUUAUUAAGGUUAUGGAUGAGAUAGCGUCCAUGGAAAACAACAUCCGCGAUCUCAAACAAGCGAUCGCGGACAAAGAAAAUCCUCUCAAAGUUGCUCACACCAGAUUGGACAAGCGUUCAUUAAGACCUAAUGUGGAGCUGUGCAGAGACCCUGUCCAGUACCGCUUGGUCGGUGAAGUCGGGGAGAUCACCGUUUCUAUUGAUCGCUUGCGCAUGCGUUUGGCUGAAGCUGAGGCCUCUUUAAUGGCGUUACUUAGGAACAAGGAACGUUUGGAGGAUGAUAUCGAGGUUAAGACCAACAGUCUGUUUAUCGACCGCGAUCAGUGCAUGGUGAUUCGCCAGCAAGUCCGUCAUAUUUCUCACUAAUGACUUUGGAAAAGUGAAUGAUGAAAGAGAACAUAAGAGGGCACUGUUUUAAAGAUAAAGUUGUGUCAAUGUUGAAAACGAAAUUUAUUUUCCAUCCGCACUGGCAAUUUUUUUUACUGAAAUCAAUGUAUCUUUCGCUAAGUUUCUUUGCCCAAGAAAUAUCUGCCGGAUUAUAGAUAAAUCGAGUUACUUUACUAUAGAAUUACUGGUUGACACACUCAUUUCCAUAAGGCAACAAUAAAGUAGUGUAUAAAGUGUUAUUUCAAGCCUUUUAUAAUUACUUUAUACGAAUCAAAGAAACUAAAACGAAUAAGGUUCAAAUAGGGUUCAUCAGCUGUAAAGAUACGUUGACGAAAUUCACUUUUCAGGCCACUAGUGUGAUAAUACACUAAGCAUGCACAAAUGAAAACACGUCACUACUUAA
This is a messenger RNA of Porites evermanni, 3948 nucleotides long. The record is from the annotation of a GenBank genome assembly. NCBI's taxonomy places the organism in Eukaryota, Metazoa, Cnidaria, Anthozoa, Scleractinia, Poritidae.